This is a messenger RNA of Erythranthe guttata (spotted monkey flower), 1779 nucleotides long. Its product is annotated as putative UPF0481 protein At3g02645. The record is from RefSeq and is a predicted model, not a curated record. Lineage: Eukaryota; Viridiplantae; Streptophyta; Magnoliopsida; Lamiales; Phrymaceae.
CACACACACACACAAAAAAAACAUGUCCUUGUUCGAACAGAACAUGAAUGGAUCAACCAGAUCCGCAAAACCCUAGACGAAGAGCUCGAAGAAGAGGCCGAAACCCCCGUCACAAUCUUCGGUGUUCCCAAAGCUCUAAUGGCGACCGACCCUAAUUCUUACAUCCCACAGCAAGUCGCCGUCGGCCCCUACCACCACCUCCGCCCCGAAGUCUACGAUAUGGAGCGGUACAAAAUCGCCGCCGCCAAAAGAAACCAACUCGAUCUCCAGAAGGCCAAGUUCCAAGAUUUCGUCGACCAUCUUAUGAAACUCGAGCUCAGAAUCCGCGCCGCCUACCACCGGCCGUUGGCCUUCGGCGGCGAAGCUCUGGCUUGGAUCAUGGCCGUCGACGUGUCUUUCCUGUUCGAGUUCUUCCAGGUCUGCGGUGUCCGGCAAGGUGUUUGUGAAAAUGUCUUAAUGAAAACUCCGUCGCGGCUCGCCCAUCUCACCGCCCUGUCGGCGAACAAAACCGCCCACAGCGCGAUUCUCCGGGACGUAAUCAUGCUCGAGAAUCAGAUCCCGCUGUUCGUGCUGAGGGCGUUGCUGGAGAUGCAGUACUCGUCUCUCGAUUCGGCAGACGAAGCUCUGCUCGUCAUACUGAAUGGGCUCAGUAUAGAGAUGAGCCCGUUCAGACCGGCUGCGCGGGCCGCCGCCCCCGCCGCCGAGGGCAACGGGGGCGGCGGCCCACGGAAAGUUCCAGUCAAGGAGUAUGCUCACUUACUGGACUUUCUGUACCAUUUCAUCGUGCCGUUUGAGGAAGAUUCGUCGCCGUCUGAAGAAAUAAUCGAAAUCGGCGAUGGCGAAGAAGAAGAUCGUGAUCAAAUCGAUGAUGUGGAGAAGAGUAAUUCGUUUUCGAAGCCGAGCCAUUUGAGACAACUUCUUGACGAGCUAUGGCGGAUUCUUUCGACCUUAGCGGAUGGUCCCGUAAAAUGGGUGAAGGGCGUCAUCUUCUCGAAACCGCUCAAAUUCGUUGUGAAAUUGCCGUGGACAAUCCUCACAAAAAUCCCAAUCAUCAAGAUGAUGAAAGAGCCGAUCGAACAGAUGUUUGCCGUUUUCCACAAGGACGACGACGAAAACGGCAAGAAAAAAGACGACGAACGCGAAUCGAGCUCCUCCAGCAACAGAACACUCCAGAAGCCACCGUUGCUGGAGGAGAUCACGAUCCCGUCCGUCACUCAACUAUCCGGAGUCGGCGUCCAAUUCCAACCGACCGACGAGGGCAUCACGGGCAUCAGCUUCGACGAGAAGACGCUAACUUUCUACUUCCCCGUCGUCGAACUAGACGUGAACUCCGAGGUUGUCCUGAGGAACCUAGUCGCGUACGAGGCUUGCAGUGCGCGGGGCCCGUUGAUACUAACGCGGUACACGGAGCUAAUGAACGGGAUCAUCGACACGGACGCGGACGCGAGGUUUCUGUGCGAGAAGGGGAUCAUAGUGAACCACUUGAAGAGCGAGAAGGAGGUGGCGGAGAUGUGGAACGGGAUGAGCAAGUCGGUGAAAUUGACGAAAGUGCCCUCGUUGGAUAAGGUGAUUGGAGAUGUGAACAAGUAUUACAAUGGGAGGUGGAAGGUUAAGUUUGGAAAGUUUAUGAAAGAUUAUGUGUUUGGUUCUUGGAGAAUACUAACUUUUCUUGCAGCGAUUAUGUUGUUGGCUCUCAUGAGUUUGCAGGCGUUUUGUCAGGUUUAUAGUUGUCGGAGAAUUCUGCCGAUCAAAGCUCUUGAGCCCCAACAAUAAUAUAUA